CUUGAACGAAGAUCAAAUCUUUGACAUUGCGAGAGCUGGGAGGGCGAGAAAAAGUGUCCGGAGAUGGCGACGAUGGCUAACGGUUGCUUCUACCCAGUGCUCCCAUCUCGCUCGAGACCGAUGGAACAGAAGGCGUUGCUCCGUCGGAAGCCUGUCGGGUCUCUGAAGCCUCGCAGAAGGCAUUCCAAAAGGAACGCGAUCUAUUGUACGAUCUCCGAGAGCGGAACUGUCGAAGAGAACCGCCCUGGAGCCGGACAGAGCGGUCCCAAGCGCAAGGUGGAGGACUACAAUACCGCUAUGAAGAGGAUGAUGAGGAACCCGUACGAGUACCACCACGACCUCGGCAUGAACUAUACUAUCAUAACUGAUAGUUUAAUUGUGGGCUCCCAACCUCAGAAGCCUGAAGAUAUUGAUCACCUGAAAGCAGAGGAGAAUGUAGCCUACAUACUGUGCUUGCAGCAGGACAAAGAUAUCGAGUAUUGGGGGAUUGAUUUCCAGUCUAUAGUCAAGAGGUGCAAAGAACUUGGUAUUCUUCACAUGAGAAGGCCGGCAAAGGACUUUGAUCCAGAUUCACUGCGAAGUCAACUGCCAAAAGCAGUGUCUUCAUUAGAGUGGGCUAUAUCAGAAGGAAAAGGAAAAGUUUAUAUCCACUGUACUGCUGGACUGGGGAGAGCACCUGCGGUUGCAAUUGCUUAUAUGUUUUGGUUCUGUGACAUGGAUCUAAAUACUGCCUACAAUACAUUUACUUCAAAAAGACCCUGUGGUCCUAAUAAGAGAGCUAUUCGAGGGGCUACCUAUGAUCUGGCAAAGAAUGAUCCAUGGAAAGAGCCUUUUGAGAGCCUACCUGAAUAUGCUUUUGGGGGUAUUGCUGAUUGGGAAAGGAAGCUGAUUCAGGAACGAGUUCGUGGAAUGCGUGGAGCUUGAAAACAGAAUGACUUUUAUGAAACAGGAACAGAAAGAUAGUGCAAGAUUGCAAUUUUAAAAGCUGGAGCCCAUUCAAAGCAUCCAUACAGGACCGUACGGUAGAUUAGAUCAUAAUAAUUAUGAAAAUAAGGAAUCCCCUCAUCUUUUCAUUCUUUUGUUUGUAUGGAAGUUUUGGGGACUUACCCCCAUUAAACCACCUUCUAUGUCAAGCAAAUGGCUGGCACAGGGCCUGUGACGGAACCUGGGAUUUAGAUGGUAUGUUCUGAUGAUGAAGGGAUGUUCUGCUAGUUUAAGAGAGAGAUGAAUGUUCAAGCCUUGUCCUUCCAUAUAUGUAAGACAUAGAACCUUCCGUCAUUCUAAUUUGCUGCCAUAUUUUGAACAGUUAUCUUCAUCACAUCAAAGUUAAACUUCCUAAUCUUAUAUAUUGAAGAUACCAUUA
This is a messenger RNA of Elaeis guineensis (African oil palm), 1363 nucleotides long. RefSeq names its product phosphoglucan phosphatase LSF2, chloroplastic. Lineage: Eukaryota; Viridiplantae; Streptophyta; Magnoliopsida; Arecales; Arecaceae. Gene Ontology annotation, cellular component: chloroplast. Gene Ontology annotation, biological process: protein dephosphorylation; starch catabolic process. Gene Ontology annotation, molecular function: starch binding; carbohydrate phosphatase activity. The record is from RefSeq and is a predicted model, not a curated record.